AAACGUUUCAAUGCGAAGGGGUUGAAAAUUCCCACUUUUACAGAAUGCAGCCAGCAACCGAAAGUGAAGUAAUGGAAACGAAACAAUCUUCUACUAAAGUAUCUCGUCGAAAAAACGAACCCGUGUACAUUGGCAUUUGCAUCUGAGAACGCGAUUAGCGUUUUUGGCUGGUGUCAACUGCCUGAAGCAGAAUGGUCUUGGGAAAUAAACACCUGGCACAUCACCAUAUACUGCUCAUUCUGAUGUACGUCUUCAGAGGUCAUACACUUCAAUGUCAUCAAACUGAGUAUCAGCUCGACGAGAAUCAAUGUUGUCCAAAGUGUCCAAUUGGAAGUCAAGUUAGGAACGACUGCACCAAACGUGGCAGCACAUCAUGCCGGCUGUGCCUGAACGGAACCUACAUGAAUAUCCCGACUGGCCUCAAAAACUGCUUCCCGUGCACAAACUGCAAUGCAGGAUCUGGUCUGACAAUAAAGAAGGUGUGUACCAGGGAGUCAGACGCAGUGUGUGAACCACUUGAUGGCUUCUUCUGUGUGGACCAAGUUGGGGACGGCUGCCUUGAAGCAUGGAAACACACAGACUGUCAACCAGGACAAUACAUAGGCCAAAGAGGAACACCAUUUACAGACACCAUAUGUAAAGACUGCAUUGGCGGCACCUUUUCGAAUGGAACUCAUACAUUUUGUCAGCCACACACAAAAUGUAAAUCCGAAAAUCUUCUCAUAAAACGGGGCACAGCGUCAACUGAUGCUGAAUGCGGCCGAAAAAAAAUUCCCAUAUGGAUUAUUGUCAUUGCCAUUUGGAGUUUCUGUGUGUUAGUUGCUGUCCUGAUCUGCUUUAUCAGAAAUCGGAAAGUACAGUAUGAAAUUGGAUGACAACAGAAAUCUAUAGAGUUGGCCAGAGGUCAUGAUGGUCUCAUGGUUAGCACCCUGCUUUGUGGCUGCAGCAAUUCUGGUUCGAAUCCUGAUCAUGGCAUGUGGACAGAUUAUAUUUGACCUGUGGGUGGACCGGUGGGCCAGUGGUUUGAGUGUUGACCUCACAGUCACAAAAAAUGAUUAUUAUUAUUUUAAGAACAUGUUUAAUUUAUUGUAUAAAUUUCUCCAAUUUAUUGAUUUUAGUUUUGUUUUUUUAAUUUUGAUAAAGUUUUUUUUCAAAUUAAAUCAAUUGAUAUUUUUUGUGAAUUUUAAAUAAAUGACACUUUCUUUUUGUAACCUUUUUGUAAUUACUUGUUUGAGCUCAAAUAAUACUGUACACUACACCAAGUUUUGCCCAUACACACAGUAUCAACCGAAACCGAGUUUAGGUCCGUUUUGACAGAGUGGAAUCAGUUGAUGAGAUCUGAUUCUGUGUGAAAACAUUAUUGCCACAGUUACCUUGAAAGAGUAACUUUGUUACUUUUCUGAUAUCUUGCUUUAACCAAGUUCAAUGACAAGUUUCCGGUACUUGUUUUAACAGUUACAUACAGCAGCUAACGACCACACUGCUGAGAACAAUGAGACCCGUUUUUUCCACUUAAUUGUGCGUUUUAACAGAGUUUGUUUUAAUCAAAAAUAAAAUAAAGACAGCAACCGUUUUGAAUUGUUUUAUUUUAGAAAAAAUCGGUCUUUUCAGAAUUUCACUAAACAAAUAUAUUUUUAAUAAUUUGUAAAAUUAGGGGAGUCUUAUUGUUCUGACACAAAACUCAUCAUUUACCAUAUACAUUGUUUAUAACUACAACGAUGACAUUGACCUCUUGCAGUUCCACAAUCUAGUGUGAUUGCAUACUGCCCUGCGAUCGUUUAUUUAUUUGUCCGAGUGUUAUGAAAACUACGAAGAUAACGCUCUACCGACGAAUCAGUGUGUAACAAACAUUUGUUUUUAUUUUUAGAUGACAUAAACUUAAAGUGGUGAGUGAUCUUCCAUCUUUAAAAGGCAUCUCUCUCUCUCCUUUCGCUGUUUAUGGACGCGAGUCUCACCGCUGAAAACGAUGAUGUCACUCCUUCAGGCGUGAAUGUUUAUUUGACUACACUCAACAAUAUUUAUUACCAACGUUUCCAUUUAUUACGUGUUCUAUUCUGUACCUGUGUACUGACUUUAGUUUUCAUCAAGUGUCCUCCUGUAUUUUAUUAUUCAUUAAAGAUUGUUGUU
Hippocampus zosterae (dwarf seahorse) is the source of this 2127-nucleotide messenger RNA. Its product is annotated as tumor necrosis factor receptor superfamily member 14-like. Gene Ontology annotation, biological process: defense response to Gram-negative bacterium; defense response to Gram-positive bacterium; positive regulation of T cell migration. The transcript is spliced from 9 exons. Gene Ontology annotation, molecular function: protein binding. Bases 192 to 875 code for a protein of 227 amino acids. Gene Ontology annotation, cellular component: external side of plasma membrane. NCBI's taxonomy places the organism in Eukaryota, Metazoa, Chordata, Actinopteri, Syngnathiformes, Syngnathidae. The record is from RefSeq and is a predicted model, not a curated record.